Messenger RNA from Wyeomyia smithii (pitcher-plant mosquito), 2222 nucleotides. Its product is annotated as SOX domain-containing protein dichaete. NCBI's taxonomy places the organism in Eukaryota, Metazoa, Arthropoda, Insecta, Diptera, Culicidae. The transcript has a single exon. The record is from RefSeq and is a predicted model, not a curated record. The coding region runs from base 428 to 1363 and encodes 311 amino acids. Gene Ontology annotation, biological process: cell differentiation; regulation of DNA-templated transcription; anatomical structure morphogenesis. Gene Ontology annotation, molecular function: RNA polymerase II cis-regulatory region sequence-specific DNA binding; DNA-binding transcription factor activity, RNA polymerase II-specific.
UGAACAGAAGGUCUAACAAAAGAAGCGGAGAUUACCGGAGCGAUCGGGAUGAGAGAAGGUGCGCGACUGGCAGAACCGCAUUCAUUCAGUACGAGUUUGGCUCUUGUGCAGUGAAGACUGGAUUUUUUUCACUGCAUUCACUUGAACAAAUCGGCCGUGUGGUCUCUGUUCUCGAACAGUAGAGUAGAAAAACGUGUUUUGCUUUUUGUGAAGAAAAAAAAAGACACCGCAUGCUUUGAAUAGGCUGCAAUUAGUGGAAUAAUCAAUAUCAAAAGGUUUCAUUCUAAGUGACUGAUUCUGAAAGUGAUUUCACCAAUCGAGACAUUUAGUAGAAAGAAUCCUGAACUGAACUCUAAAUUAAAGUGAAGUUGAAGAUUUUAUCAACGUUUGUGUGAUUUUGUUCAGCCGGAAAAGGCUCCAAUCGAAAAUGAUUAAUCAUAGUAUGGCCAGCUUGACUCAUCCCCAUUACGGGUUCUCGCUCGGAGGUCAGAUGGAUAUGCCGCCGGCAGCAGAUUAUGCCCCGCAACCGAAUCACAGUCCGGGAAGUGUGGAUGUGAAACCUCGGCUCAGCUUUCCGCCGACUUCCCUGGCAGGAUUCCAAACUCAUACGCCAACCCAGCAUGGAUCGCAGCAAACUUCUCCUGGACAGGAGGGCCACAUCAAGCGACCGAUGAAUGCCUUCAUGGUAUGGUCCCGUUUGCAGCGCCGCCAGAUCGCCAAAGAUAACCCGAAGAUGCACAAUUCAGAAAUCUCCAAGCGCCUUGGAUCGGAGUGGAAAUUGCUGUCUGAGGCACAGAAACGUCCCUUCAUCGAUGAGGCCAAACGGCUCCGCGCCAGUCACAUGAAGGAACACCCGGACUACAAGUACCGCCCACGACGCAAGCCGAAGAACCCCCUAGCCAACGCAGCGAAUGGACUCCCGCUCGGUAUGCAGCAACCCGGCAAAGCUACUCUCGGUUCCGCCUAUCCGUUCCCGCAACUUCCGCCAUACUUCGCCCCUGCGCAUCACCUCCAGCAGCUGGAGCAGCACUACCCCGUUCCAUACUUUGGUGGAUUUGACCCGUUGACCCUGUCCAAAUUGCACCAAUCGCAGAACAUGCAGAGUACCUCACCGACUGGUCUGGAAGCGCAGAAAACUCAACAGAUGCCUCCGACCUCGCUUAGCUCCUUCUACUCGAACAUCUACAGUGGAAUCUCCGCUGCAGCCGCCGCUGCCCCGCUAUACGCCGCCCACUCCAACAGCCUGUACAACACAUCCGUGUCGUCCGCAUCGCCCGGUUCCAGUCCCAGUGCGUCACAACAGCCCAGCGUACUGCCGGAUAUCGAAAACUCGAUGCGACGGCCCGUGCAGGUUAUCUACUGAAAUACUGCACUAGCAGUACUUUCCGGAAGUUCAGCUUUGACCGAAAGACGAUUCUGUAAUCUGACUCCAGCGUGUACAUAUUAGUGAUUAGAGGGAUUGGAUGACGGAGGUUAGCCGCGGUGAUGACGGGCGUCAUGCGCCUCACCGAAGAGGUGGCAACAGUUUUGUAAUAAGGCUGUAAAGGCGAACGUAAUACAAGUUUAAUUUAUUCAUGUGAAAUUUUCGGAUAAUAACCCGAGACUCAAAAAGGAACGCUACCCCUCACACAGAGUAUAGUAGAAUUUUUUUUAUUAUUAUUUCUUGCUAAACCGAAACCAAUAAUGUUCACUUACUGUGUAUGUAAAUAGCGAGAGAUUUAUCGUUAGGCACGAUGUUGUCCCGGAGAGAAAAACGAACGUUUUUUUCGUUUGUGUACUGAGAGAAGAACUAGAAAAAAUAGGCUAAUCAUUAACGUAUCGUAGAGCUUUUUAUGUUAGUUCCGUUUUUUGUUUGUUUCAGAAGUAAGAUACUGUAAUUGGCUUUCCGUAUCGAAAAGAAAAAAAAACAUUCCAUCAGUGAAAAUUGAGAUUAUCUCCCAUCUCGUGACGAAAAUCCAAAUCAGGAAGCUUUUGUUAUUAUUUUUAUUUUGUUUCUACCGGUCUCGAAUCGACAGGACAAAACGAAGGGAUACAAGCUUUAUACUCCUAUUACCGCGUAAUAUUACGAAUGAUAUCAUUAGAGCGGAUACGACUCUCAGCCUGAUCUGUGCGAUCGCAGCAAGAAACUGUAUCAAACUAAUUUUAUUUGUUAUCAUUAAUAUUAGCCCGCCGCAAGGUUUACAGUAAAUUGUAUGAAAAAUAAAACAUUUGAAAAGAAGAAA